Molecule: messenger RNA, 1563 nt
Organism: Lucilia sericata (common green bottle fly)
Lineage: Eukaryota; Metazoa; Arthropoda; Insecta; Diptera; Calliphoridae
Exons: 3
Coding region: 95-1351 (418 amino acids)
Source: RefSeq, a predicted model, not a curated record
UUGUCAUAGUAUAACCGAAGUGGUUUAUAUAUAUUUUUUAAAUAAGCUUUUUAAAUUGUUUACGAAUAAGAUAAACAAAAAUAACAACUACAGUAUGAGUGACAAUAACAAUAAAAAUACUAAUAUUAAACAAACUAAAUUUCCAUCAUGGAUUAAGCCGGAACUCUUCGAAGAUCUUUUAAAAAGUUUACAGACUGAUUUUUCGGAAAUAGAACAUUUUAGUGUUGAUAAUGCUUUAGCACCUGGAGAAAACUAUGCUACUGUUAUGUUAAAAGUGGAAAUUUUAAUGAAGUUGAAAGAUGCCUCUACUAAACCCAUUACUUUCAUGUUAAAAAUUGCUCAUGAAAGUGAAGUUUUCGAAGAACUAAUGAAAAAUCAUGAUGUCUUUGCUAUUGAAGCCGGUAUGUAUCGUAACUUUGUACCAGAAUUUGAACAAAUAUAUGCAGAUGCGGGUAUCAAGGUGAGAUUUGGUGCCAAAUCCUAUAAAUUGCCCAUCCAACAAAACUACAUUCUAUUGGAAAAUCUUAAGGAACAAGGUUUUAAAAAUACCAAUCGUUUAGAUGGCCUAGAUAUGGAACAUACUAAAAGUGUAUUGAAAAAAUUAGCACAAUGGCAUGCGGCCUCAGCAGUGAGGGUUACCCAGAAAGGAGCCUAUCCUAGAGAAUAUUGUACAGCUUAUAUAAAACCAGAAGGUUAUGAUCUAAUAAAAGCCAUGUUCGAUGGUAGUACAAAAACACUUUUGGAAUGUGUUAAAGAGUACAACAACUCGGAAUUGUAUUAUGAGAAAGUUGUAAAAUUGCAAAAUCAAAUAACUGAUGAAAUCUUUAAGCAUGUAGACGCCGAUCCAAAUGAGUUUAAUGUUUUAAAUCAUGGUGACUGUUGGUCAAACAAUAUCAUGUUUAAAUAUGAUGAUCAAGGAAAUGUAGCAGAGACUUAUCUAAUUGAUUUUCAAAUGCCACGUUAUGCCACCCCAGCCCAGGAUCUUAUGUAUUUUCUCUUAUCAUCCACAAAAUUGGAAAUUAAAUUAAAAGAAUUUGAUUAUUUUAUUAAAUUCUAUCAUGAUAAUUUAGUUGAAAGUUUAAAAGUGCUCAACUAUAGUAAAGCCAUACCUAGUUUAAAGGAAAUGCAUCAAAUGAUUUUAAAAUAUGGAAUAUUCGGUUAUAUGACAACUACUAAUGUUAUGGCUGCCGUUCUCUGUGAUCCUACCGAUAAUGCCAGUUUAGAUAAUUUUAUAAAUGACUCAGAGGAAGGCGUUAAUUUUAAGAAACAAAUGUAUUCGAAUCCCCGUUAUCGUAAACAUAUGGAAGCUAUAUUUCCUUGGCUAUUAUAUAAAGGUCUUCUAGAUUGUUAGUGGUAAUUAAAACUUUUGUUUUAAAAAGUUAUUAAUUGUUUUCUACGGUUAGUUAUAAUUAAUUGCAAUAAGUUUUUCAAAUAGAUAAGAAAUGAGAUGAGUACUUACGUAGUUAUAAAAUUAUAGUAUUUUCUUGUUAAAUAAUUAAAUUUUUGAACUGUGUUUAUUGCUUUUUUUAAUUAAAUAAAAAUAUUUACAAAUUUUUAGUACCA